CUUCCCCUCGCCGCCGGGCCGACGCGCGGCUGAAGCCCCCGGCGGGGAGGAGCGGAGCGGGGUUUCGCCCGCCUGGGGGGGCGCCUCGUCUAGUUUGGUUUUUCCUACAUUGGAAGGGCAAAAGCGAAUACUGUUACCCGGCUUUAAACUUCCGCGCUCCGCUCUCCAGGACGCGCAUCCCGCCCGGCGGGGUGGGCGAGCCGGUGGUGGUGCUCCUGGAAGUGCUGAGCUGGGGUCAGCUGGAAGAUGACUGAAUACAAGCUGGUGGUGGUGGGAGCAGGUGGUGUUGGGAAGAGUGCUUUGACGAUACAGCUCAUUCAGAACCAUUUUGUUGAUGAGUAUGACCCCACGAUAGAGGAUUCCUACAGAAAGCAAGUAGUCAUCGAUGGAGAGACCUGUUUGUUAGACAUCUUGGACACUGCAGGGCAGGAGGAGUACAGUGCCAUGAGAGACCAGUACAUGAGAACGGGGGAAGGAUUCCUGUGUGUCUUCGCCAUCAACAACACCAAGUCCUUUGAAGAUAUUCACCAGUAUAGAGAGCAGAUCAAGAGGGUGAAAGACUCAGAUGAUGUCCCCAUGGUGCUGGUGGGGAAUAAAUGUGACCUCCCUGCGCGGACAGUGGAGACCCGGCAAGCGCAGGACCUGGCCCGGAGCUACGGGAUCCCCUACAUAGAAACGUCUGCCAAAACCAGACAGGGCGUUGAGGAUGCCUUCUACACCUUGGUGCGGGAGAUCCGGCAGCACAAGCUGCGCAAGCUGAAUCCCCCGGAUGAGAGCGGCCCCGGCUGCAUGAACUGUAAAUGUGUGGUAUCGUGACUAUGCUGUCUGGACCGUGUCUUGGCGAGGUUCCCACUGUGCAGUGUGCAAGGAAAGAGGUGAAGCAAAGGAAGCAGCAAACGGAUUCAGAGGAGGAGUACUGGGGGGGAGAGGAGCAGGACGAAGAGGACAGGGGGAGCAUGAGGCCCUCCAAGGACUAUCUCGCACUUCACCCAAGCCUGUGGCAAACAACUUCUUUUUUUUUUUUUUUAUCCCCAUCCCCUCAUCCUUUGGCCUCCUCCCACCCCGGCAACUGUACAAAGCCACAGAUUGAAUCACAGUAAAUUAUUAUUUGAUCGUCUCAACAAA
Melospiza melodia melodia is the source of this 1125-nucleotide messenger RNA. RefSeq names its product HRas proto-oncogene, GTPase (gene HRAS). The transcript has 6 exons. The record is from RefSeq and is a predicted model, not a curated record. Gene Ontology annotation, cellular component: plasma membrane. The coding region runs from base 247 to 816 and encodes 189 amino acids. Gene Ontology annotation, molecular function: GTP binding; GTPase activity; GDP binding. Gene Ontology annotation, biological process: Ras protein signal transduction. Lineage: Eukaryota; Metazoa; Chordata; Aves; Passeriformes; Passerellidae.